AUGCGAUCGCUUCUGAAGCCCUUCCGCGGACCAUGGUCUUCCGACGGCUCCGUAGACGCUCGCCCCGCAAGAGGCUCACCCAGCAAACUCUCUGUCGGACCAAGCGAUCCCAAUUUCGCGCAGCAGGUGUUCAAGAGCGAAAGUCCGAAGUACGACUCGAGCGACAUCUACGGCGCCUCCGAACCCACCGGCAGCCCCGCUGACGCCGACAGUGAGCCGAAUUUUCAGACGCAAGAGCUUGGAAUAGCGGUGUUGAGACGGAGUGCCAGUGAUAUUGAAUAUCAGAUUGCGGAGACCGGGACGCAGGCGGUUGAGGGCGGGAAUUCUCCUCACUUCACUGACGAUGCAUCCGACGAUUUGACGAAUUUCUUCAUAGCGGCGAGCGACGAGGCCGGUAUGGCACAGCAAGAGAACCGUGAUGGAGUUUUACGGCAACCCACUCAAGCAGUGGAAGAUGAAGACGACGUUCAAGUCAAGCGUGGUGCGAGGGUUAAUGCUCCUCGGCGGAUCAAGAGCGAGCCUCGAGAUGAAGACUACCGCACCCCACAUCAGCGCGGCCCUAAUCACUCUGGACUGGAGCGUGCCUCCGAUGGUCUUCCGGGUCGGUUGCAGGGGACUACGUCCACCCAGCACUCUACGCAAGGUGGGCCUGCCGGAUACUACUAUGGUCAGAUGCCCGGCAAUGAGCAAGCAGCCGCUUAUGGUCAAACUGGCAUGGCCAUGUAUGGACAGCCUCCGAUGCCGGAUGUCCCGUACCAAGGCACCUUCAAUGGACCCCAGCAGAGCGCUAUGUACGGGCAGGGCAUUCCCCCUUACAGCCACGACCACUACUACGGACAGAUGCCGGAUCCACAUCAGUAUGGUUAUUAUCCACACGGCACCUAUCAGGCGUACAGUCAGCCCCAGGCGUCUUUGUACAGGAGCGCUCGAGCAACAGGCAAGCGCAAGGCCGAAGAUGAACCUGUCGCCCACUCCGACGGUGACGAUGAUGGAUCUUCAGAUGACGAGCCCUUGGUAACGCGCACGCAGCGACACCACUCAAUCCUCAGCCACUCCAAUGCAUCAAAUUCCGGCAUGGGUCGCAGCUCCCCUACCGCCGCAUCAGGAUCUUUAUAUCAAGCCGACGCGCACGGUGGCGCCUCCACCAACCCUCGCGUUCCCACCAAGCUCAAGCUUACCGUUAAGAAACCUACACUCGCUCGUCCCCUCCCCCAACCUCAACCUAGUCAGUCAUCCGAACAAUUCUCCUCCUCCGCCGCCGACAACAAUGGCAUAUCCUGGAAGCUUCCAACCUACGCCGUCGAGCCACACACAAGCGGUGACGGCUAUCCCAGCGUGAAAGUCUCCCUCCCAGGCCUUGUCCGCGAAGAACUACUCUUGUCCGCCGACCACGCAGCCCAAGAGAUACAUCUCUUCAAGCACCUCUUCCUGCCCGGCCAACAAGCCCUCGCUACCCCAGAUCCACAGCCCACCAUCGCGGUGCUGAACUUCCACACCGUCUGCACACUGGUGCUAGACGCUUACGAUGCCUAUGAGAUCGGGGAUCUGGAAGCCCACUCGCGCCCUCAGCCGCCCUCCGCCCCUGAAGGAGCUGUCGGGAUCCUCGAUGCGCGCGAAGUUUCCGUAGACGACAUCUUCUUUGCGGCCAUCGACCGUUGGCGCGCGGGCAUGGCCGGCGACCACGGCAAGAAGAACUACGCCUUGAUCCGCGGCAUCCAGGAAUUCUGCGACAUCGCGCUGGACGUUAUAUACUACGUUCAUGAACAUGGACUGCUGCGCGAGAAGGAGAAGCAGAAAAUGGAUGGACGGGUGCGCAAGGAGCGCAGCGAUAAGGGCGUGCCGAGGAAACCAAGGGGCGGUGGUGCUUCGCAGCAGCCACAGGCGCAGACGCAGGUGGCGAAGAAGGCACCGGGACGGCCCCCGAAGGCGGAGAAGGCGGGCGCGAAGAAGAGUGCGGCUGCGGCUGGAGCUGGGAGGGGAAAGGUGAACACGCUGCAGGCGAGGAAGAAGGCGAAGAAAGAGCCUGCAAAGCGGGAGCGCUUGGGGGAAGUCAGCGUGACGAAGGCGCCGGCGAAGAGGAAGUGA
Molecule: messenger RNA, 2085 nt
Organism: Trematosphaeria pertusa
Lineage: Eukaryota; Fungi; Ascomycota; Dothideomycetes; Pleosporales; Trematosphaeriaceae
Exons: 1
Coding region: 1-2085 (694 amino acids)
Source: RefSeq, a predicted model, not a curated record